Dunckerocampus dactyliophorus (ringed pipefish) is the source of this 4718-nucleotide messenger RNA. RefSeq names its product ATP-binding cassette, sub-family F (GCN20), member 3 (gene abcf3). The transcript has 21 exons. Lineage: Eukaryota; Metazoa; Chordata; Actinopteri; Syngnathiformes; Syngnathidae. The record is from RefSeq and is a predicted model, not a curated record. Gene Ontology annotation, molecular function: ATP hydrolysis activity; ATP binding. Bases 67 to 2202 code for a protein of 711 amino acids.
UCCCAGUGAGGUUGCCGUAGCGUUUCCGCUGCGGAUUUACUUCCGUCGGCAAGUUUGGUUGCCACAAUGGCGACGUACGUGGAAAUACUGCGGAGCGAGUUUCCUGAGAUCGACUCGGAGUUGUUCGACUACAUCACAGGCGUGUUGGACAAUGGUGGGUCUGACUUUGAGGAUGGCGAGGAGGUGUUUGACGCCAUUGGUGGAGUCCUGCAGGAAGUGUCACCUGACAGUAAAAAUGAAGAUGACGUCAGAGACAUCUGUCUGCAGAUGUUCAACACACUCCAGCUGAGCCGCUGUCCUGCUGCUCAUCGUCAGGUGUUGCUGGACGCGCCGGUGCAGCUGUCGCAGAUGUCGACGGACACGACGCCGGCUGCCAAAGACAUGCAGGGAAUCUGGAUGAUGAAACGUCCUCAGAACACGACUGUGGACGCCAAGAAGCUGGAGAAGGCCGAGGCCAAGUUGAAAGCCAAACACGAGAGGCGGAACGAGAAGGACUCUCAGAAGGCGUCCAGCCCGCUUGUCCUGGAGGAGGCGUCUGCCAGUCAGGCCAGCAGUAAAAAAGAUGGGCGAGUGGACCAGUCGGGGAAGAACCGCAGCUACGACAUCCGCAUCGAAAACUUUGACGUGUCCUUCGGAGAGAGGUGUCUGCUGCAGGGGGCGGAGCUCUCGCUAGCGUCCGGCCGGCGGUAUGGCCUGAUUGGUCGAAACGGGCUGGGCAAAACAACGCUGCUGAAGAUGCUGGCCAGCCGCAACCUGCGCGUCCCGCCGCACAUCUCCAUCCUCCACGUGGAGCAGGAAGUGGCCGGAGACGAGACGGCGGCGCUGCAGAGCGUCCUGGAGAGCGACACGUUGCGGGAGGAGCUACUGAGCGAGGAGCGGCACCUUAACGCUCGCAUCGCAAACGGAACAGCCGACGGGAUGGAGAGCGGCCGCCUGUCGGAAAUUUACGUCAAAUUGGAGGAGAUCGAUGCUGACAAAGCCCCGGCCCGAGCCUCCAUAAUCUUAGCUGGUCUUGGAUUUUCUCCCAAAAUGCAGCAGCAGCCUACUAAGGAGUUUUCAGGAGGAUGGAGGAUGAGGUUGGCCUUAGCAAGAGCUCUAUUUGCUCGGCCCGACCUGCUGUUGCUAGACGAGCCGACCAACAUGUUGGAUGUUAGGGCCAUUCUGUGGCUGGAGAACUACUUGCAGACGUGGCAGUCCACCAUCUUAGUCGUCUCCCACGACCGAAACUUCCUGAACGCCGUGGUGACCGACAUCGUCCACCUGCACUCCCAGAGGCUGGACUGUUACCGUGGCGAUUACGAGAACUUUGUGAAAACCAAAGAAGACAGACUGAAAAACCAACAGAGAGAGUAUGAGGCCCAACUGCAGUACCGGCAACACAUACAGGUGUUUAUUGACAGGUUUCGCUACAAUGCAAACAGAGCAGCUCAGGUUCAGAGCAAACUGAAACUGCUGGAGAGACUGCCAGAACUGAAACCCAUUGACAAAGAAGCUGAAGUGGCUUUGAGGUUUCCAGACAAUUUUGAGAAGUUGUCCCCUCCCAUCCUUCAGUUAGACGAGGUGGAGUUCUACUACACUCCCGACCAGCGCCUAUUCUCUGGGCUCAAUCUAUCAGCGGACCUCGAGUCUCGGAUUUGCAUCGUUGGCCAAAAUGGUGCCGGGAAGAGUACCAUUCUCAAACUGCUGAUGGGCGAGCUGACGCCGGUAAACGGAAUCCGCCAAGCUCACAGGAACCUGAAGAUCGGAUACUUCAGCCAACACCACGUGGACCAGCUGGACUUGAACGUCUGCUCUGUGGAGCUGCUCCUCAACAAGUUUCCUGGUCGGACCGAGGAGGAGUACCGACACCAGCUAGGAGGCUACGGCAUCACGGGGGAGCUUGCCACCAGGCCCGUCGCCAGUCUGUCGGGAGGACAGAAGAGUCGAGUGGCCUUCGCCCAGAUGACCAUGUCAUGUCCCAACUUCUACAUCCUGGACGAGCCCACUAACCAUCUGGACAUGGAGACCAUCGAGGCUCUGGCAACAGCCCUCAACAAGUUCAGAGGUGGCGUCAUUCUGGUGUCACACGACGAGCGUCUGAUCCGGAUGGUCUGUAAGGAGUUGUGGGUUUGCGAAAGCGGGAAAGUUUGGCGCAUGGAUGGUGGCUUUGACGAGUACAGAGACGUCCUGCAGGAGCAGUUCAGGAAGGAGGGCUACCUGUGAGACCACGCCACCUGUCUGCUGACCACACCCAUUGACAUCAACACCGCCUUCAGUCUUGUCAGCCAACCGGCACACCCAUUGACACCAACCCCGCCUUCCGUCUUGUCAGCCAAUCAGCUAUCAGAGUGGACUGUGUGACCUCUUGCUUCAGGUCAUGACCUCUGUGAGCCGACUCGGUUUUGUGAACUCUGGAGGGUGAGGAGUUUAUUUAAACCCUUUCAGUUUUAGUCAAAACAAAUAAAGCUGACACAUUGUGGAACUUGCACACUUCCUGUUUCCUUUAUGAAGGUCACAGGAUGUGUCAGUACACUUCAAUAAGUAUACUGUGUAUUUAGUUCCUGAGGGUGCGAUUUUUGACAGGGUACUGCUGUCCCAAAUCCUUUACUGUUACACACUUACAAAUAGCCAAGAUGGGGAAAAUUGAGGGUGAUUCAUUGUGCAUCACUGCGUACUCACUAUUUUGGGUGUUUUGAGUAGCUGGCGCACAAUUCCCUACUUAGCAUGUGUAGUGCACACAACAUACAGUGCAUUGUUCCACUCCACACCCCCAAUGCUGUGUGUGAUGGAUCCUAACCACCCCUGAUCAUCACCAUCUUGGCUGCAUAGCAGAAGGGGAGAGAGUAAUGAGAGAGGUUGCAAUUCACAAUAACAAGGAGGCAAGAAGCGGAUAAAUAUUGCAUUCCCAGUUGCCGGUAAGUGCGCAACAACUCGAUUUAGUCCCUCCCCUUCUAUGUAGCCAUACUAUGUAGCUAGCUAUGUAUGAGUAAGGUUAGUAAGUGUCCAUCGCCACAUACUCAUUAGGUCUGUGUUAGUGCAGUACUGACAGAGCACUGCAUUUUGACAUACAGUACUUGUAUGUGCGGAGGCACUUAUGUAAUCAAAAUGCGAAGUGUGCGAUUAGGAACACCGCCAUAGUCUUGUGUAUUUUGCUGCAUAGACUAUAGUUAAUUUAUCACAACUUUCUCAACCAAGACAUAUUUAAAAAAAAAAAAAGCAAUGUGCUUUAUUGUUAUUGGUUCCAGAACCCUUGAAUACAGCACUACAUUUAACAUUACACAAAAUUACAGUUUUCUAUUACAUAAUCAGGCACAGGUCACUUUAGUCUUGCGUCUUUGUGGCCGUCCUGGUCCAGAUUCUCAGUACUGGAAGCUUCUCUUGGUUUGAAUGUCAUCCAGGAUUUGUUGUAGUUCCUCAUCCUCAAAGCGGCCCUCCAAGCUGCAUUAAAAAAACAACAACAAAAAAAAAAACAAUUUAAAUGGUUGGUCACGUGUCCUUUAAAUGGGCGGGAACAGGAGCUCUCAGGACUCACCUGGGGAUGAGGGCCUUGGCUUCCUCCGCAGCCUCGGGACACAGGUUCGCCAGGCUAGCCAGCUCAAACUUGUGCAACUUCUUCUGCAGGAGGAGGCUGGUGGGGGUGGGUUGAACACAUCAGGAGGAGUAUUGGUUUACAUCUUACGUUUUUAGUCUGGCACCAACCUCCGCACGGCGGUGAUGGUCUCUCUAUUCUUGAAGCGGCUGAAGCGGACCGUGUAGUUUAGGGUCUUCAUGAAAACCUCUGAGAGUUCCUGCUCGUCCUCGACGCUCUCGUUCUGCUGCUUGCGAUGCUCCAGCAACAUGUGCACCUCCGAAUUGAGCAGCGUCUCCGAAUUCUCAAACUCUGGUGUGACAACACACAGGAAACCAAUCUAGUACGGCAACAAAAGUGCCAUUUGGAAUAAACGCAAGAUGACUACAUUUCGCACAUGGCUCCGACUGAUGUAGCUAGCUGCACAGUAACGUCCAUGUUUUUUGCUGGAAAGUUAAUAUGAUCAGUGUAUCCUGGACGGAUAAAGAUGACCGUUGAGACCUCUAGGGAAGAGAAAUAAAGACAGACUGACCGUUGAGGAGACCUCUAGCAAAGCGUAAUAAGACUGAAGGACAAUUGAGGAGAACUCUAGGAUAGAAGAAUAAAGACUGAGCAUUGUGGAGACCCCUAGGAAAGAGGACUAAAGACAGGUGGAGCACGGGGACUACAGACAAAAGGAGCGUUCAGGAGACCCUGGAAAGCAGAAUAAAGGCAAUGAUAGUUGAGAAGUCCUUUAGCAAAGAGUAAUAAAGACAAGGAGUGUUGAGAAAGGGAGCGCUGAGAAGUCAUUUAGGAAACAGGAAUAAUGAGGAGCGUUCAGGGAACCUCCAGAAAAGCGUAAUGAAGAGAAAGGAAAAUAAAACUAAGACCAGGGAAAAUGAGAAGGAGCGGUGAGGAGACCUUUAGGAAAGAGCAGCUGAGAUGCGUCUUCUUCCACAUCGCCGGCAUGAGGCGCGGAGCCCGUGGCCGCCAUCACAGCAGCCGUCGGCCAGAGGAGAGCCGCGCUCGGACCGGAGAGGACACAACCGUCUGGUACCGCCCAAAAAUCUAACCGGGGGGAAAGGUCCCAAGUGAGAGGAGGUCAGCAAGAAGUUGAAUUUUGGACGCUGGAAAGCGAGUCAACACAAUCCCUCUUUGAAGUCCACAGUCACUUCCGGCCUUUUCCGGUAAA